This is a messenger RNA of Nannospalax galili (Upper Galilee mountains blind mole rat), 488 nucleotides long. RefSeq names its product secreted seminal-vesicle Ly-6 protein 1-like. Gene Ontology annotation, molecular function: acetylcholine receptor inhibitor activity. The record is from RefSeq and is a predicted model, not a curated record. Bases 33 to 332 code for a protein of 99 amino acids. NCBI's taxonomy places the organism in Eukaryota, Metazoa, Chordata, Mammalia, Rodentia, Spalacidae. The transcript is spliced from 4 exons.
CUGAUCCUCUCUGGUCCUAGGAUCCCACUGCAAUGGGAAAGCACUUCCUGCUGCUCCUGCUGGGCCUCUCCUUGCUGGUGGGCUUCCUACAAGCUCUGACAUGUCUCCAGUGUGACUUUUUCAACUCUGAGGGUAUUUGUGAGAAAGAGGAAAGGUCCUGUGAGAUUAAAAGUGGCCAUCAAUGUAUCACAAUGAUAAUCUCUAAAGAUAACCAGAUGCUGUAUGGGGUCCAAGACUGUACUAACACGUGCGUCAAUAGUACCAACACUGUAAAUUCUGUGACAGUGGAAGUUAUAUGUUGCAGUGACCAAUCUUUCUGCAACAGACUUUAGAGGCCAGACCCUGUUCUACUUAGAGCUGUUCACUGAAUCAUGGCCCUGGAGCAUACCAGCAGUCAUUCUACUACUAGACUAUGUCUCAGCCUAUAUCCUGCUUUUACAUAACACAUCUUAGAUGUUGUUCCUAUUUUGCAUGUUUGUAUUCUGUAA